GCAGAGAGACGCUCCGUUGACUCGUACGAUAACAAAGGAGAAGAAGACCACAGGAAAAGUUCUCGAAAAUGUCCGAGUACGACCAGAUCCAGAAGAGCUCCCUAAAAAUUAAGGGUUUGGGAGACCUUUCAGCAGGAAAGAAGAAGAAGAAGAAGAACAAAGAGAGCAAGCAUCGCUUGGAGCAGGUUGUGACGAGCCAGAAUGAGGAGGAGGAGGAAGUGAAAACAAAGAAAGCGUACAUCGACAAAAGGACCCCAGCGCAAAUCGCUUUUGACAAGAUGCAAGAAAAGAGGCAAAUGGAGCGAAUUUUGAAGAAGGCGUCAAAGACUCACAAGCACAGAGUUGAGGAUUUCAAUCGCCAUCUGGACAACCUUACGGAGCAUUAUGAUAUUCCAAAAGUCAGCUGGACCAAGUAAAAAA
Fundulus heteroclitus (mummichog) is the source of this 420-nucleotide messenger RNA. It is a transcript of the gene fam32a, whose product is annotated as family with sequence similarity 32 member A. The record is from RefSeq and is a predicted model, not a curated record. The transcript has 4 exons. Lineage: Eukaryota; Metazoa; Chordata; Actinopteri; Cyprinodontiformes; Fundulidae. The coding region runs from base 69 to 416 and encodes 115 amino acids. Gene Ontology annotation, cellular component: nucleolus.